Oryzias melastigma (Indian medaka) is the source of this 3777-nucleotide messenger RNA. RefSeq names its product cut-like homeobox 1b (gene cux1b). The coding region runs from base 2401 to 3066 and encodes 221 amino acids. Gene Ontology annotation, biological process: intra-Golgi vesicle-mediated transport. Lineage: Eukaryota; Metazoa; Chordata; Actinopteri; Beloniformes; Adrianichthyidae. Gene Ontology annotation, cellular component: Golgi membrane. The transcript has 8 exons. The record is from RefSeq and is a predicted model, not a curated record.
CUGUAGAGUUGAUGACUGUACUCUAUUGUGCAGUUGAUGACUGUACUUUACAGUGGAGUCAUCAACUGUGCUGUACAAUUCAAUUGAAUCCAUUGAUCCGAAUUGGAUUAUACGAUAAUUAUCUGAUAAUUGUAAAACUUUUCCAACGCGGGCCUGUCUCAGGGUAGAGCAGAUGUGAGACAUCCGUCCUCCCUGAGGGGCCUCACCUCAUUUUAACAUUUCAAGGGUCCAUCAGCUCACCUAAACCACGUGAGAUCAUCAGAUUUGUGCCUUUAUCUGCCAAGCAGGGCACCAAGCUAGUGAUAUCGUCAGCUGUUCAUAUCGCUCACCCUGGUCCAAAGUUUUCUUCUCGUGGUCUUCAUAAUAUUGGUACGUUCUCUGGAGGGGAGCUUGUGUGUAUUUACUAGUAACGGGAGGAAAGAAAUUACGACUGAGCUGCAGUCAUUUUUGGAGUCCGGGUAUCAUUUCAAACUAUUGUCUAUGUUUUUAUCCCCCCUUCCCCUCCCUCCCUCUCUUCACGAUGCAUUUCUUAUGUUGUACUCAAACUAUCAGUGAAAGGCCAGAGCUUUGAAUGAAGGAGGAAGCAUGUAGAAUCAGCAUACACUGUAAUAACACUGAAUUUAUUCACGGGGCAUUUUGUAUUUUUCUGUUUGUGUCAGGUUUGCUGUGACAUUAAUUGCGGCACUACAGGUAUUGAUAAUGACGUGUGCCAAUUCUAAUGCUUAUCUGGAAAAAAAAAAGUGUGUAAAUACAGUCAAUCGAGUAGCUGAUUGAUUCACUAUUGUCACAGUGUGCUUUUUGUCUGAAGGCAGGAGGAGAGAAGGGACGAUUCAGGACUUUUCCAUGAUCCACAGAUAUUUUUCUACAAAUUUAAAUCAGAUGAUUCUAUACACUGUUGAAUAACAUUGUAAAGGUGUAACAAAUGCUGUAUAUCUUAUCAUGUUUUCUGAAGUCGUAAAGCUUUACUGUAUGAUCUGUUGAAGUAGUGGUUCUUCAUUUUGACACGUUAGUUGUAAUGGAAGCCGGAAAAGCAGCACUGGUCACAUUCAGGAAAAAAGAAAAAGAAAAAAAGACAAACCUCAGAUGUUUUUGUAAUACUUUUAGAAUAUAUCUUAUGAAGUGGGUUUUUGUAAGGAAACACUUUCUGAAUCAGUGGUGCUGUAUGCAUAGCACACUCAGUUAUACAUUUUCACAUUAUACAGCACAAUACACUCUCGUCUUUUAACCCCGCCCCUCUUCCACUCGCGUGCAUUUUCCUUUCACCGAAUUUGGAAGUCUUAGCCCAUUUUAUUUUUUUGCUUAUUUUUUAGCUACGAGCUCGACGCUGAGACAAUAAACACGAAGUCGAGGCUCGCACGACUUAAAGAGAAGACGCAAAAGCCAAAUAGUGACAUCUUUUUUCGUUUGUUUGUUUUCCCACUUCUGUUGAAAGGUCGCGACAGAAAUUUUUUUGUGUAUUUGCUACCUAGUGUCGUUGCUUCAUUUCACCCAUAGCUUCAACCACAGUGUAGUCUGAUGACCAAAUGACCUGGGGAGAUCUUCACCCCCCUUUCCUCUUCCUCCUCCUCCUCUUUUGGAAAGCUUUAAGAUUCUUGUUGAGGCUUCAGCAAGUUCAGAGUGUUUUUAGAGGAUUUUUCUCCAACCUAUCCAUCAACGACGUUGAAGUAAUAAUUUUUCAUCAUCUUAAUUUGUGUGUGCGUGUGCGAGUAUGUGUUUGUUGUAGUACAAAAGGCUGCAUGACUGUAAAGGGAUGUUGUGUUUUUUUUUUUUCUUUGAAAGUUGUUUCCUCAGCACUUCUGUCACUCAUGAGAUGCUCUUUUUUUCCUCCUGUGGGGUCUCCCUUUGGUUUUUUUCAUGUAUCAUUGUUUCUUUUAUCUUUCUAUUUACUAAGCGUAUCAUGUUGUUUGUUCUCAGCACUGUAAAACAGUCCCUUCUACAACAUUGAAAAGCAAUAUCACUGUAUGAAACGUUCACAAUGUAUUUGUUAUGAUUGACAUUUGAUUCAUCAUUAUUAUUCACUUGCACCCUAGGUGUGAUAAUUGAAGUAAAUCUCUUUUAUACAAAUACUAACAGAGUUCUGUCGUGUGCUUUUUUUCUGUUGGAAAACAUUGGGGGGGUUUGAAAAAAAAAAAAAAGUAUUCUCAGAGAAAAAGAAAUAGUUGGUUAGAAACUAGGAACAAACAAGUCUUUUCAGCCAUUUGCAUCUUUUUCAGGUGAGUUAUCCCGAGGAUUACAGAUUAUUUGAACAAAUUGAGUAACCCGAGUAACGGUUGACGUGCUCUGCUCCUGACAGGCCGCUACUCUGAGCUGCAGGGAGAGUUCUCUGCUGCAGUUCGGACCAGCUCGGAGCAAAAGGAGCUCAUCCUGAAGCUGGAGCAUGACCUGAGCACCAUCCAGGCCAUGUCCUCCCUGCCGCGCCCCGAAGCCGACGGAUCGGAGAUCAGCAACAUGGGGAACAUCCCGGAGCCCAUUAAGGAGGCCUCUGCAUCGUUUGCUGCAGGUUCAGGCGUGAGCCCCCACGCGGAGCUUCCUCAGGGCCAGAUGGACUCCCUGCUCUCCAUCAUCUCCAGCCAGAGGGAGCGGUUCCGCUCCCGUAACCAGGAGCUGGAAGCUGAGAAUCGCUCCCUGCAGCAGACCAUGCAGGCCCUGCAGAAUGAGCUGGACAGCCUGAGGGCUGACAACAUCAAGCUGUACGAGAAAAUCAAGUUCCUGCAGAGCUACCCGGGAAAAGCUGGUGGCAGUGAUGACACAGUGAUGCGUUACUCCUCUCAGUAUGAAGAAAGACUGGAUCCAUUUUCCUCCUUCAGCAAGAGGGAGCGUCAGCGCCGAUACCUGAGCCUCAGUCCUUGGGAUAAAGCCACCCUCAGCCUGGGUCGUGUGAUUCUCUCCAACAAGAUGGCCAGGACUAUUGCUUUCUUCUACACCUUGUUCCUGCACUGUCUGGUCUUCUUGGUGCUGUACAAGACUGCUUGGAGCGAGAGUAUUGGAAGAGACUGCACUGCUUUCUGUGCUAAAAAGUACGCUGACCACCUCCACCGCUUCCAUGAGAACGACCAAAACCUCUAGGCUGCUCUGCGUCACAGAGCCAGAGAUGCAUGUCCUAAAGAAAAGUUUCUGGGCUUUCAAUCUCCUUUGUGUUUGUAGUAGCUAGCAUCUCCACUAGGGGGCAGCAUAGAACUAUAAACUGUAACUCGAGGGACAUUUUCUGGGUCUUUAUGUUUGUUAGAAAUUAAUGGGAAACCAAAAUGAAGUUAUGAUGAUUUAAAAAUGACCAAAUACUAAUUUUAAUUUAAAUAAUUAGAUAUUUACCAAAGUACAUCCCAGUACUUAAGUCUUGAUUUUUCAGAAUUUUGAUUAAUAUUAUGUUAUUUGGGUGUUUUAAAGAUAGAGGGCUGGAAGGUUAAUAUAUAAAAAUACUAUAAUGGAAUAGAUGUGUUUUUUUCAAGGUUGUGGUGGAAGUAUAAUAAUAGGGGUUUUUGUUUUUGUUGUGGAAUUGAUCAAUUAAUGAAGGAUAAGAUGUUCUUCCAUGAAAAGAAGUUUAAUUAAAAUGUUUUUUCCCUCACUUCUAUACACAGCUUAGACACGCCGAUCUAUUCUUUGCUCUUGAUAUCAACAGUGGGAUUGAUGAGUGACUGGCUGUGGAUUUUAGUCGACUGUUUCGUUACACAUUAAUGACACGUUGACGGUUAUUCAAAGUGUAAACUCAGCUUCAGCAGUUUCUUGCAUGUUUGCUUCUCCUUUUUCCUUCUUUCUGUUCAAAUAAAAUCUAUGCAGUUA